ACAAUAGCGCUGCCCCGAGCAGGAGGAAGAUACACUACUCGCUCCUCUCCGCUCCGGACGCAUCGUUAGCUAGGCUAGCCGAGUAGCUGUUUGUUUUUUUUGCCAACAUGUCUACCACGACCGGCGGCGGGGAGUUCGGCAACCCUUUACGAAAGUUCAAGCUCGUCUUCCUGGGCGAGCAGAGCGUUGGGAAGACCUCGCUCAUCACCAGGUUUAUGUAUGACAGCUUCGACAACACUUAUCAGGCAACAAUUGGCAUUGACUUUUUGUCAAAAACCAUGUACCUAGAAGAUCGCACGGUCCGACUCCAGCUUUGGGACACUGCUGGACAGGAGCGUUUUCGUAGCCUAAUUCCCAGCUACAUCCGUGACUCUACCAUUGCUGUGGUUGUUUAUGACAUCACCAAUCUAAAUUCAUUCCAGCAAACCUCAAAGUGGAUCGACGAUGUUAGAACAGAGAGAGGAAGUGAUGUCAUUAUCAUGCUUGUUGGGAACAAAACAGACUUGGCGGAUAAAAGGCAAGUUUCUGUUGAGGCGGCAGAGAGGAAAGCUCGUGAGCUCAAUGUGAUGUACAUAGAGACCAGUGCCAAGGCUGGCUAUAACGUCAAACAGCUGUUCCGUCGUGUUGCUGCCGCAUUGCCAGGGAUGGAUAGCACACCGGAGAAAAGCAAAGAGGACAUGAUCGACAUCAAACUGGAGAAACAGCCAGAGAUGACUGUCACCGAGAGCAGCUGCUCAUGCUAGUACACCUCACCCCCGCCUGUGUCCUCCCCACCAACAGCUUGUCUCUCAGUGGCCACUCUCCCCACCCUUGGCGCAUUGCCAUUGGGAUGGAGGACCUGUCUUUUUUUCCCUUUUCAACUCAGUGACUUUUCAGAGUAUCCGUGUGGAUGUGCAUUACUGUAUUGAAGCAGAUUAUCUGGGGGAAAAAAUGUUUUAAAAAGUAAACGGUUAAAACAAGGAUUAAGUUCAAUGAUAUGUUGAGAUUUUCAUCCAGUUGCAUGGCAUUAUAUAGGACUGCCGACCGUCAUAGCUAACCGCUCUUGAGUUCUUGCACAGUUCAGAAUCUUAGUGCUGUUACUCUCGUCAUUGUUGUAAAGUAAAACUGCUUGGGAUUUAUUUUUAAUGACUCUGCAAGGUUGAGUUAUCAGCCCGUUGUAUUUAACUUUUUUUGAUUUAAUUAUCUAAGAUAUUGUACAUCUCAGAUACCUUUUCCUUUUUUAUACUUUGUCUUAUUUUGAGGGAGAAGAGACAGGAUCUUACCGGCGAAAUUUACAUCAUUGUUAAUCAUCAUGUUACCACACUUGGCUUAAAGGAAUCCUCUUUAUUGAGGAGGGUUAAUGGUCCAUUUAUUAGCUAUAGUUUUUAUCUAAUACAUCUGCCAGCUUGAACUGACUAAUACAACAGCAUGUUAGCAGACAAAAUUUAUGAUUUGAGGUUUAUUUAAAAGGUGGCCGCAAAAGGGAUGUGUAACCAAGUUAUAUUCAUUUUGAUUUUAAAGGCAAGCCAUCCCAAGCUCAUUAGAAUGGCUACUAACUUUCAGCUAUCUCUUUAUUAGAACUACAGCGAUGGUCUUUCCUAUGUUUAAUAGGCUGCACGCAUACUAACACGCCAAAAGAGCAGUUUUCCGUCAUUAGAUGCCCCCAAGGUUUGAAAUAAAAAGAGCCAGUGUUCAGUUUAGGUCAACGCUGAUGGAAAGUUGUCACUUUGGAGGUUCUGACGCACCCACCAUCUCAUCGAUCACUUGUGUUGUGUCGAUUACACUAUUGCAAGAACAUGCAGCAUGCUCACCAUGCAGGAUUUCUAUGGAUAAGAACACAGAUGCCUUGCUUGUUUGUUCACCAACUUUGUGCACUGAAUCAAGCCACAAUAUUGUAAAAAUAUAAAAGAAGCCUGCUGACUGGUUCAUGGCUUCACUCGUUGUUUUGUAGAGCUGGUAGAUAAAGAGUUUGUCCUCAGAUUCAGCCGACGCUUACUAACAAACUUGCUGUAGAAAGUGCAGAGAGUUAGUUGCAGUAACCUUUUUGCUGUAUUGCUAUUGGCUGUGCAGGACUGUUGGGUUUUUGUGUUUAUUUAUUUUGUAACUUGGACAUAAAGAUGACAUUGUACGCUCGACCAAAAGUGCAGACGCUGACACGCAUGUUAAAAGUUUAUUUUAUUUAUUUUUUGCGUGUCUGCUGCGACCCCAACUAAAGGCAACAUUGAGGCCUGGUAAUGUUUUGUUUUCCGUCACGCUGCAAAGAAUCACUUGUUUGUGUAGUCGGUAGUUUGGUUUACAGUCACAGGUGGAGGCUGCAGGGUCUCCAGGCACACACACACUCACCCGAACACACACACACACAAACACACAACACAAACCAACUGUUCAUAGCACAACAAAAGACACUGGUCGUUUGCUGUAGCUUGUUUUGAGAUGAUGGCGUUUUAAAAAUGGAUUUAAAAAUUCAGUAUUUAAUUACAUUAAACAACCAUUUUAACAUGAGCAGCUCUUCUAUUACUUGUCACUGAUUAAAUACUCAGCUUUGUGCUCUUCUGAAUUGUGUCUGUCCAUUUGAAAUAUGCUGUCUACUCGUGUUUAGCAAUGUUUGUGUGAAUAAUGUUCUAUUACUAUCUGAUGUAUAAAAAGGAGAGUUAAUGAAACACAAGUGUAGACCUAUCACGUGGAAUUAAAUAAAGACAUUUCACCAAAACAUCAA
Molecule: messenger RNA, 2695 nt
Organism: Pleuronectes platessa (European plaice)
Lineage: Eukaryota; Metazoa; Chordata; Actinopteri; Pleuronectiformes; Pleuronectidae
Gene: rab41
Product: RAB41, member RAS oncogene family
Exons: 8
Coding region: 108-743 (211 amino acids)
Molecular function (GO): GTP binding; GTPase activity
Source: RefSeq, a predicted model, not a curated record